AUGGAACCUCGUGUGACCACAAAACACGGUAUCCAGAAUAAGAGAUUGUGCCGCGUCUGGCGGAGAGGGCGGCACACCCCAAAGCGAAAACACUCUUGGUGGCGUGGGCUAUCCGAUGGUAGCAAAACGUUGGGUCCGGUUAUAUUUGAAGAACUGUCCGAACACGCGUUUGAGCUCAGCUGUGUUUUUACACUUUUGGGAACAUUUUGUGAUCUAGUGUUCGAUGCAGACCCAUGUGUCGUAGAAGUUAACGUCCAACCAGAUGCAAAUAAGAAUGAAGCCAGGGCAUUCUGGAUCUUCCCCACAGCUACAGAUGUAAACGAUAACCCAGCUGCAGUGUCAUGCGAUCAGCCCAACGGAGGUAUAUUCAGUGGAGGGAAGACAACUGUAACCUGCACUGCCACAGAUGUGACUGACCAAACAGAAACGUGUUCUUUUGAUGUAAAAGUGUAUCCUACAUUUAGCACAGGCUGUCCAAACAAUACGAUAUUAGAGACGGGAGGUACUUGGGGCUUCAACACACCCAUUGCUGUUGGCUCCGAUGACACCAAUCCUGAAGUGACUUGCAAGCCCCCGACUGGAUCAACGUUUACCGAUCCCGCUACUGAAGUAACGUGUACUGCAAUGGAUUCUCUUUUGAUUGAUCAGCAAGUCUCUUGCGUCUUCACAGUAUCAGUCGGUUCAAUUCCAACAUUCAACACUCCUGGUUCCUGUGACGCUCCUGGUAUCAUUAACGUACAGCCGGAUACAGGAAAAAACACAGCUUCUGGUAUUACUUGGAUCAAGCCAGCAUCAACUGACUCCACUGUGUCCUGUGAACCAGACCCUGAUACGGCAGCAUUUCCAGGGGGUGUUACUAAUGUAACUUGUACAGCAACAAAUGAUGUAACCCCAACUCUCUUCAGUGCUUGUGAAUUCGCUGUGCAUGUUUAUCCUACGCUAUUAGCAUGCCCGGCUGAUAUCAUAAUUCCGGCAGCAGCACCUCAAGAUUUUGAAGCACCUACUGCGAACGCUGACUCAAAUGAAGCACCAAAAGUAGCGACUUGUGACCCGGUUUCUGGAACAAAUUUUUCUAUCCCUUCUACUGUCGUUAAUUGUAAGGCUACAGAUUCAGUUUUCACUGGUCAGGAAGCGUCUUGUUCAUUCACGAUAAGCGUAGGAGCAAAACCAGUAUUCGAUGCACCAGGUUCAUGUGUCGCUCCAUUUAUCAUUGAUGUGUCACCGGAUGACGACAAAACUACAGCCUCUGGCUUUACCUGGGAUAAGCCAUCCGCAACUGGAGCCACUGUGAGCUGUGAGCCUGACCCUGACUCUGCAAUAUUUCAAGGGGGUGACACCAAUGUGACCUGUACAGCAACGGAUGACACCACCCCAACACUCAUUGAAACUUGUGAACUUACUGUUCGAGUCUUUCCAGCCUUUGAAGACAACGAGUGUGUCAGUGACUUAAUAAGGCAACCAGGUGUUGGUGGAAUAAGUGCCAAGGUUGCCUGGCUUCUCCCUAAGGCCACACUCAAGAACGGGGAUCCAGCAACUGUGGCUUGCAUUCCAGAAUCUGGGAGUUCCUUCAGCGGUUUGGAAACAGACGUGGUCUGCACGGCUUCAGAAGCUGAUGUCGAUGUGUCCACGUGUUCAUUUAAAGUCAGCAUUCAGCCAAGUUUCAUCCAGGGCUGCCCCGAAGAUACGCUUGUAGUUGCAGACAGUAAUGGAGAACAAGUGGUACCCUGGGAACCACCUACAGGGAAUACUGACAGCACCGGGGAACCAGCCAACGUCACGUGCAACUAUGCCGGUUGGACUUUCAACCAAACUGAAACUUUGGUGAAGUGUGUGGCAACGGAUGCUUUGAGCUCCCUCACAGCCGAGUGUUCAUUCAAAGUGAUUCUAGAUUCCACGGCACCAAGUUUUACUGAUGGCUGUCCCAAUGAUGUCUCCAUUAAUGUCACCUCGACUGGCUCAAACAUGGCUGCUCAUACCUGGGAGAUGCCAGAGGCCACUGAUGAUUACACUCCCCCAACACAAAUCAAAGUGUCAUGUGUUCCAGCCAGUAACUCAACGUUCCUCUUCGGGGAAACUACAGUAUUGUGUUUUGCCAUUGAUUCCGUGGGCAAUACUGGAUCUUGUAGCUUCACUGUUAGUGUAAUAGGCACAGUAGAAUGUACUCCUGAAUGCAAUGCCACAUCCUCAACGUGCACGCUAAGCAAUAAAGGAGAGUCUGAGUGCAUCUGCAACGAGGGAUACACACCGAGUGACGAUCAAUGUACAAAUAAAGACGAGUGUAAGGUUGACCAGCCAUGUCAUGCUAUGGCAGACUGUCUGGACCUCGAACCACCUGAGAUGUUCAAUUGCUCAUGCAAGGAGGGGUACUUCGGUGAUGGAAUGUACUCUUGCAGCUCAGCUCCUGUCGUAUUUCCAGACCUAGACUCCACAGAAAACUUGGAGAAGGUUUUUAAUGUUGAGAUAGCCAUUGCUGAUUCUUCAGUGGGUGCAUGUGAGCCCUAUGUUGACACUGAAUCUGUUGAAUGCAUCGCUCUCGUCAGAACCUUCAUAAUUCAAGUAACGCCCCUUUAUCAGCAAGUGUCCGUCGACAGUUUUAUACGGAUUGAUGUCAACCAAACAAGUAUAAGAUGCUGUAGAAAUGGCAGUGUCAUCAUACCGCACAACGUCAUAUAUAACUUCUCCUACGAGGGCAUCAGGGGUAUGAGUGUAGAUGAGUUUUACGACAAAUCGAUAAAGGCUGCCGUUGAAUCUGGAAGGAUGGGAAGCUUAACCGUUGUGGUUAAUUGUACAACUUGUCAAGUUACUAAGGAUCACACAGACGUUUGUGCCGGAGCACAAUGUGGCGAAGGAUAUACACUGGUAAAUGACACCAUUGGAAAAUGCAUUCCCACUUGUGUUUCUGUCUGUACUUCCAAUUCUGAAUAUUGCAAUGAAGGCACAUGCACCCACGAGGUUGGGAAACCCGUAGUAUGUAGUAAUUGCCCAGCAGAGACUACAGAGGAAACCUGCGAACCAAUACCGCAACAAGAUCUAGCCCUCAUCAUAGGAUUGUCAGUUGGCCUUGGUGUCCCUGCCCUCUGUAUUAUCAUCGGAAUCAUCGUAUACUGCGUGUACAGCAACGGCAAGAAAUCAAAGGUCAACAUGAGUGGAGAUGGUGGAAGCUCUAAUGAUGCCAUGGCUAUGGAAAAUGCAGGGGUUGCAACCUGAGUUUGUUGUUAAGGGUAAGUUUAUCAGAGUGCGGUUUGCUUCAUUCUAUGUCUAUACUUUCUUAACCAGAGUAGACUUUUACUCUAAGUUAACGGCUUUUUCGUGAUGGGUUUCUUAAAUUCAAUGUCAAAGGCACAGGAGUUUUUGGUGAGGAGUUAAACGUCAUUAAUUUUGUUUAGCUUUUGUUAGCGAUAUUAUUGUUAUUAUGUUAAUAUUCUCAGUGGUUUGAUUUAAAUAUACAAAACUCUUUGAAUUGUAAUAUUUGAGGUGUUUCAUAUUAAGUUUGUUCUCCCAAGGUUUAAUUAACAUUUCAAUAAAAGCAUGUACAAAAAAAGUAAAAGGAGAACAAAGUAUAUUUUAUGCUGCUGAUUUGUUCGAGUGAGGUGUUUUUUACUAUUACGUAUUUUCUGAAGUAAUGGUUGGAAAGAACAGAUUGAAUUUAUUUUGAUGAAAUUUUGUUUUCAUUUAUGGAAUCAUCCUUCUAAGAGACCUCUCAUCAGUUACACAGCCAUCGCAAAGAAAUAAGAGUUGGUAUGCGCCCACACAGAUUUUAUGGUGCAGGCUCUGUUCUGGCCUGUGGCGUCAGGGUACUGACAAAGGUGCUCCCCACUAAGGGAUAACAGAGUGUCUGCCCAAUAUUUUGUAGGCCCUAAAAGUCUUAGACAUUAUUAUUUGAGAGUCCUUUAAAGGCAGUGGACACUAUUGGUAAUAUUACUCAAAACAAUUAUUAGCAUGAAACCUUACUUGCUAA
Asterias rubens (European starfish) is the source of this 3958-nucleotide messenger RNA. Its product is annotated as hyalin-like. Gene Ontology annotation, molecular function: calcium ion binding. The record is from RefSeq and is a predicted model, not a curated record. Bases 1 to 3207 code for a protein of 1068 amino acids. Lineage: Eukaryota; Metazoa; Echinodermata; Asteroidea; Forcipulatida; Asteriidae. The transcript has 20 exons.